Molecule: messenger RNA, 435 nt
Organism: Fraxinus pennsylvanica
Lineage: Eukaryota; Viridiplantae; Streptophyta; Magnoliopsida; Lamiales; Oleaceae
Source: the annotation of a GenBank genome assembly
AUGGAAUCCUCUCCAGUGCAUUCCACUCCUUCCAUUGAAGAAGACGAGUGGGACACUGAUGGAUAUGUGAUUCCAAGCUUGGGCAUUGGAGAUCAAGACCUCAAUCAAACUGACUCUCCAAAAGUAGAAGAUUCUAAACCGUCCACAGUUCAGGUUAGCAAAGAAGAGAAGAUAUAUCUCGGACCUCACGGAGCCCCACCAUCACAAUCGAAGCUCCAAGAGCUGAAUUCUUCUAACCGCAAGCAGAGGUUCAAACAGAAACUCAAGGAAGGUGAUAGGCAAUACAUUGGAACUGGGCGGGAAAAUAAGGUUGAUAACUUGAGAGAGCUUGUGGGUGGUGAAAAAAUGUCCUUCUACACUUCAAAGAGUUCUCCUAGAGAUUGGCUCGACCCGCAUUGUCACGAGUCGCAGUUUGAGAGGAGGCGCCUUCAGUAG